ACAAUAGACAUAAUCUCAAGGCAUUUUCAGAGGCGGAUAGUGUAGGCACUAACAGAAUCCUACCCUUAAUUUACAUCCUGAGGGACACACGUGUGCCAUGUGCAGAAUAUCAGUGCUUAGUCUCUGUUAACGUUAGGGUCUGUAAGCUGUAUUUAUAUCACACCACCAGGGAAAUAGCAGGGGAAAUGGCUUUUGGCCAUGCCUGAGAAUUGUGGCUCUGGAAAAUCCUGGCCCAUUCUUAUCAGCCAGUGAGUUUAAAUUCAGGUCACAUUUUCUUUAAUAUACAAAUUAUAAUGACUGGAGCCUCCAGCACAGGAAUGGAACAGCUCUUUGGCGCCUGCUCCAAGAAAUUCCCUGAGCAUCUUUCCAGAAUGCUGUCUUACUCCCCUGAUGCAGAAGCUGCAAUGACAACCAUUUGAUCGCACCUCCAGGGGCAAAGGUUUUCCAUUACUGGUUUAACGAAGGCUUUGAUUUAAACAGUAUUUAUUAAGCAACAGCCAGUAUUUAUUAAGGCUUAGAUAUAAACAGUAUUUAUUAGAAUAUAUGUGUGAGUAGGUUUCCUUUCAAGCAGGGAUCUGGAAGCUUUUAUUGUAAAGGGCCAGAUAGUGAAUAUUUUAGGCUUUUGAGCCAUACUGUCCCUACCCAACUAUCCAACUGGUUAUCACAGAAGGGCAGCAGUCAGUAAUAUGUAAAUGAUUGGGCCUGGCUGUGUUGCCAAUAAAAUGUUUAUUUACAAAAAUCAUAGGAGACCAGCUGGCAGCUGACCUCUGGCGAGAUAAAUUUAAGACUAGAUUCUAACUCUCAAGAUACAGUCUAAUUGAGAUGGAAUCUGAGUGACAAACCAACACACCAAGCAACUACUACUUAUAAGAAGUGAAGACACACAAGAAUGAAGGAUGGAGCAGAUAAAGUGAAGUAUCAAGGUGUUGCUGCACUGGAUUCCAACAUAUCUGGAAAAAUCGGUCUACGUGCUGUCGUGUACUACUUCUGUACCACUGUCAUUGCUGUAAUUUUAGGUAUCGUGCUGGUGGUGAGCAUCAAGCCUGGUGUCACCCAGAAAGUGAAUGAAAUUGACAGGACAGGCAGCAGCCCUGAAGUCAGUUCAGUGGAUGCCAUGUUAGACCUGAUCAGGAAUAUGUUCCCUGAGAACCUUGUCCAAGCCUGUUUUCAGCAGUACAAAACCACACGUGAAGAAGUGAAACGUCCCAAUGAGCCAGGCACAAACAGGACGGAGGCAUCUGUCACAGCCAUCAUGACAACUGCUAUUUCCAAGAACAGAACAAAGGAAUACAAAGUCAUAGGCAUGUAUUCAGACGGCAUAAAUGUCCUGGGCUUGAUUGUCUUUUGCCUCGUCUUUGGAAUUGUCAUUGGAAAAAUGGGAGAAAGGGGACAGAUUCUGGUGGAUUUCUUCAAUGCUCUGAGUGACGCAACCAUGAAAAUCGUUCAAAUCAUUAUGUGCUACAUGCCGGUUGGUAUUUUGUUCCUGAUUGCCGGGAAGAUCAUAGAAGUCGAAGACUGGGAAAUAUUCCGCAAGCUGGGCCUUUAUAUGGCCACCGUCCUGAGUGGGCUUGCAAUCCACUCCAUUGUAAUUCUCCCACUGAUAUAUUUUCUAAUUGUACGAAAGAACCCUUUCCGAUUCGCCAUGGGAAUGGCCCAGGCUCUUCUGACAGCUGUCAUGAUCUCCUCCAGUUCAGCAACACUGCCAGUCACUUUCCGCUGUGCUGAAGAGAAGAACCGGGUGGACAAGAGGAUCACUAGAUUUGUGUUGCCCGUUGGUGCUACAAUCAACAUGGAUGGGACUGCACUCUAUGAGGCAGUGGCAGCUGUGUUUAUUGCACAGUUGAAUGACUUGGACUUGAGCAUUGGGCAGAUUGUCACUAUCAGUGUCACGGCCACAGCCGCCAGCAUCGGAGCUGCCGGUGUGCCCCAGGCCGGCCUGGUGACCAUGGUGAUCGUGCUGAGUGCCGUGGGGCUGCCCGCUGAGGAUGUCACCCUCAUCAUCGCUGUCGACUGGCUCCUGGAUCGGUUCAGGACCAUGGUGAAUGUCCUCGGCGAUGCAUUCGGGACUGGCAUCGUGGAGAAGCUCUCUAAGAAGGAGCUGGAGCAGAUGGAUGUUUCAUCUGAAGUCAACAUCGUGAACCCCUUUGCCUUGGAAUCCACGACACUCGACAAUGAAGACUUGGACACCAAGAAGUCCUAUGUCAACGGAGGCUUUGCCGUCGACAAGUCCGACACCAUCUCAUUCACCCAGACCUCACAGUUCUAGGGCCGUGGCUUUGGAAAACUGGGAGUGGUGAAGGACCUCUCCAGGAGAGUCAUCUCUUAGCAAAUUCAAACAUUAAGUAAGGAAAAGAAAAACACUAACAGCCAACUGUACAUUUGAUUUGAUAUACAGACCUCUGGAUUAUUUUCUAUAUUUGGAUUCACAGCUUUUGCUCUCCGAGUUCUGGGAUUUGGGGGUGGGGUAAGAUGAGAGAAAAUUGAUUGAAAGGAAAGCUGUAUUACCUGGAAUUUUUAAAUCCUGUGGGAGACAGAGUUAGGAAGUGUUUAAAGUAGUAACUGUUUUAAUUAGGUAAUAUCAAUAGAUGUGAAAGAGAAACUGCUUUCUCAUGCACAGACGAGUGUUUUGGGUUUUUAAAAAAGAUAUUCUGUCAUUACUCAGGCUUUAUUGCCAUGGAUUUCCUUUGACCUCUCACAUUUUUAUAGAUUAUAAUGCAUCUAAACACCCCGCCCCCCCGCAAGUUAAUGUGCCAAAUUGUCCAUUUUGAACUCAUCUCCGGCCAAUUUCAAAGAAACUACUCUGAAAGAAAACAGACCAGCACGGUUCUGCAGUAACAGUUUUAAGAUGUAUGUGAGGUCUGGGGAGAAGAGAGAAGGGUUCUUUUUUUCAAUGUACUGUAUUGGGACGCUGGUAACUAUUAAUCCAGUGUUCAGUAUAGAGCUAGAUAUAUAUAUAUAUAUAUAAAUAUGUAUAUAUUUAUUAUUUUCAUAUAGUUUGCCAGACAGAGAUCACAAUUGAACUGUCAACGUGAAAUACAGAGCUCUCCUUGUACUUGAAUAAUAACUACAAUUUCAAUCCAGAUAUGCUUUGGGGCUUAAUCAGAACCGCUCUCUCAUAAGCAUAAGAAUGAGAAAUCAUGUUGUUUGAUCGUUUCAUGUUUGUGUAUCAGCCCCAAAGCAGAGAUGUUAUUCUGGUGAUACUCUGAGGUGGCACGGCCCACUCAUUUACAACUUCCAGAUUCUACUUCUGGGAGGGAAUCCAUAUCAGCUCUAUAUAAGACUAUAUACAAAGUUGUCACUCAUAUAAGGCUGGAUGUGUUUUUAUCCAACUGGAUGUGUUUAAUAUAAUAAUUAUAUUAUCCAACUAUAAUUCUUCCAAAGUCAAUUAUACCUGCUUAAAAAGACAGUACUUUGCCCUUUCCUACCCACCAGGCCCAAACAACAAUGGCAAGCUACCAGCUAAGUUGUAUUUUAAUAUGGGUUUGAUGGACUGAACAAGCCACAUUGGCCAGAAAAGCACUGUCCCUACCCUAGAUUCUUGCAGAGUAAAUCCCACAACAUGAGACAUUGGUAUCAGUGGUUCAGGGAAAUUCUUCCGUUGUAUGAAACUUGUGUCCUCCUCCAGGGAAGUUUGUUCUAACUAACUAGUAGUCUAGUAAUCUUGGCCCCUGCUCAUUAAAAUCCGUUGCCUGUCAUUCUUCUGCUCAUUUGUGAAGACAGCGUAUUGAAGUCUGUGCUCGGCUCUCAUCUUGUAAAUAAUGCUUACCAUAUACUUGUGUUUACACUGAGAUCCAAAAUAGUCCUGUUUCUGCAGUAUUGCGUAGCCAAUUUAAGCCUGUGCUUUUAUAUUUAAGAAACCAGAAACUGUGCCAAAGAUCAUGGAAUAGUAAAACAAAAUGCUCAGUAUUGACCACCUGCACCUGAAAUCUACAAGAGGAUGAUACCAAAUGGUCAUGUACACAUAAAUUAUGGACCCAUGAUUCAAUGUGAAUUUUAACAUGCAAAUAUUGUGGUGUUGUUUAGGAAGUAAAUAUAAAUACAGUUGAAUCAGUAAUUUAUCUUGGGCUGAAUGGUUCUACCCCCUUGGCAGCCUGCUUUGAUUUGAGACACUGGAGUUGACAGAGCCAUUCGUGAACUGCAGGUCAUCCUUAUUUUGGAGUGAGUUUGUAACCAGCCUCUUAACACACUGUGCUGUUAACUCAUAAAAGAGAACAAUGUUCCAUUUCAGUCUCAAUAAACAUUUCCAUCAUUCUUUCUUCUCUGCCUUUUCCUUCCCUAAUCUGUUCUUUUAUCUCACGAACUCUGAUGGGUGUGGGAAGGGAGAGACCUGGUCAGUUGAUAGUCACACGUGAAACAUCUCAUUGCCCUAGUAAUUCCAGAGACUGCAGGAGGCACAGGUUGUAUCUUACACUCCUUAGCAUAUCUCGUCCCAUACCCCCCAGGGCACAUUACAAUACUGAGCAUGUAGUAUUACUAAAAACAAACAUAUCUCAUUGUAGUUUUGAUUUGCAUUUCUCUAAUGAUUAAUGAUGUUGAGCAUUC
Delphinapterus leucas (beluga whale) is the source of this 4542-nucleotide messenger RNA. The record is from RefSeq and is a predicted model, not a curated record. Lineage: Eukaryota; Metazoa; Chordata; Mammalia; Artiodactyla; Monodontidae.